AGAUUCACACAUUGCGGCGGUGGCUGAAACGCCCUCAGCAGCAACGCACAGCUUUGGUGGCGCAGCAAGACGUCACCUGCCGAAAACCUGCUGCAUAUAAAAGCAACGGACUUGGCGCAGAUCAAACACAAUCUUUAAAAUACCUGUGCGCGUCGGACGUUAAGUCGAGUAAAAGUCGGCAGUUUUCGUCUUCGUAAACAAACAAAGAGACAAACAAGCAACACUCGAAUCGGAAGCAAACAAACAAACGACCAGCAAACAAAACCUAGUUCAACGCUCUAGUGAAUUCGGUUGACUGUAACUUACCAUUGCAGACUAGCACAAACCAGAGGAAAAGAGUUUCAUUUGACACACCAUGUCAAGUUUUUGUCGGAUGGUGGCAUUAGGCCUGGUGGCCACGCUCCUGUACGCCGUCGCUGGGACACUCGGUGCGCAGUACAGUUCGAAUAUGUUCCUCAACGGCGAAUACAAAAAUGGUCUGGCUUCUCAUCCGGAUGCGGAUUUCAGAUCCAACCCACCCGCCGCUGCCUUUAUAUCUAUGCUUAGCAAACGUGCCUCUCCCUUUGUGGGCCAGGGAUAUUUGCCAACCUUGCUGGAGUGUACCGGGCGCCAACAGUGCGUACCAAAGGCCAAGUGCAAGAACGGCUACUUUACCGAGAAGUUACCGAAAGUUCAGAAAUGUGCCCCCGAAGAAAACGUUUGCUGUACAUACAAUCCGCCAGUGACCACAACAGAGACUCCCUACACUACCUGUUCCUCCAACAUGGCAUGUGUGUCGCCCCGCGAUUGUCGUAAUGGAGAAAUUCUUGCCAAUGCUGUAGUAAAUGUGGAGUCUAAAAAGUGUUUAGCGCCGAAACUUUGCUGUAGCGUGCCCUCAACCAUGCUGACAAACGAUGGCUAUGUUUUGAAAACACCUCCAACGCCAUUAGUUUAUCCAACCCCUCAACCUAUCAGGACUACUACUCCCGUUAACAACAUGUAUCUUCCACCUGUGACAGCGCGCAACCCUACAAACGGACCCGUUCGCCAAAGUGAACCCACCGAAUCCAAAUAUAACGCAGGCCAGUCACAGCAGCGACCUCAGGCACCAGUUCCUGCAACACGUAGACCGCAAGGAGGAAUCGUCGACCACAAGGAGGAGUCAUCGAACCAAGAGAACAUAGUUAUGCGCGGCGAAGAUCAGUUGUCGCCCCAGAUAUUCCCUUCGAACAAUAACAGAAGACCUGGAAAAAUUGUGUCUGCCGAGCAGUCCCCCGUCUCCACAUUCCCCGUCACUCCAUCGAAGUGUGCGUCAGCUUUGCUGUGCACAGAGGAAAACUUCUGCAGUGCUAUCGGUGUUAUUAGCGAGACGCCUGUCGAAAUUACUCCGUUUAGAGUGCCCCUAACGGACUGUAUCAUCGAAGCAACCGGUGCUCCCGGUAAAUGCUGCCGCGAUCCUAACUACGUUGAUCCUUGGCCAAUAAUUUUGGGUGGUGUUUGUGCCCAAAGAAACAAGAACACAAAACCCAAAGGUGUGAAAGAUAUUGAUACAGACUUUGCUGAAAUCCCAUGGCAAGCCAUGAUCUUGAAGGAAUCGUCCAAGUCAUUGCUUUGUGGUGGUGCAAUUAUCGGCGACGGCGUAAUUCUAACAACAGCUUCCUGCGUCCAAGGUGUCUCUGUGUCGGACCUGCGUGUCAAAGCCGGCGAAUGGCAACUGGGCAGUACUGACGAGCCGUUGCCGUUCCAGCUGGUUGGAGUGGAUAGCGUCGCAGUACAUCCCAAUUACGAUCCUAGCAGUGGUUCAAACAAUAUGGCUGUUUUGCAUCUCUCCAAACGACUCGAGUUUAAAACUCACAUUAUGCCAAUCUGUAUCAGUGACAAGGACCCCAGUCCCUCAGAGACAUGCGUCACCACUGGUUGGGGCAAGCAAGCACUGAGCAUUCACGAAGAGGGUGCUAUCAUGCACGUAACCACUACUACACCGGUGGCUCGCAGCGAUUGCGGCGCUGAUAACAGCAGUGUUUGUAGCACCACUACAUUCGACUCGUGUGAAUUCGAUUCCGGAAGCGCUUUGGCCUGCGGAACCGGUACCGGUGUUCUACUGAAGGGCAUCUACAGUGUUGAAAAUGCCUGCGGCGAAGGUCAGACAGUGCGUUUCAUUAAACCCGAUGUGGAGUGGGUGAAUAAGCAAUUCACAGAAAGAAAGAGGGAGCUUCCACUGAGACUUUUCUGAGAAGAAUUUAAAGUCAUCUACCUAGAAACUAGUACUACUCACAUAUUACAUCAGACGGUCUAAACAUCACAGCUAUAUUAUUUAAACGUCACAAACCUUCUUAUUCCCCUACAAGACUUUUCCCACCUGCCCGAUCCCUUUGAAUACCCUCAUAAACUUCCUUCCAGUAGUUCAUUUCAAGUGCGAUACUCAGACGAUCCGACACGGCCUAAUACGAGUCUCCUAUUCGUAGAGAGAGCCGCCACUUGGUCGGCUUUUUGUUUCGACUUCGAAUUAAGAAUGCCAACGAAGCAAACAACAAGCACAUAUACCACCCACACUAUAUAUACUUAUAUAAUUGUUAUUUAUACCUUAAUCACAUUAAUGUUAUAUAAACGAGACCUUUCUAAAUUAAGUCUGUAAUUUAGUUUGUAAUAAAGAAUGUUUUAAAUAGUA
This is a messenger RNA of Musca domestica (house fly), 2647 nucleotides long. RefSeq names its product inactive serine protease scarface (gene scaf). The coding region runs from base 356 to 2212 and encodes 618 amino acids. Gene Ontology annotation, molecular function: serine-type endopeptidase activity. Gene Ontology annotation, biological process: proteolysis. Lineage: Eukaryota; Metazoa; Arthropoda; Insecta; Diptera; Muscidae. The record is from RefSeq and is a predicted model, not a curated record. The transcript has 7 exons.